AUUAUGUUGCGUUAUUGGGUGUGGCGCAUAAACCAAGGAAUGAGAUAACCUGUCUUUCUCCGCCGCCAAUAUUGAACGGGGUGACAUCAUCUCCUCUCCAAUUUAGUACUGUUUUAAGAAAUCUGCACUUCGCCUUGAGCAUAUAACAUUGUCCGUUCAUUCUCAAAGAAGCUAGUUGUAUUGUAAUCCUUGCUUCAAUUCUUGUAUUUUGCUUUUGUUUCCUCAUUUUCUCUCUGGGAAUUUUCUUUAAAAGGCGAUUGAUUGUUAUGGAUUUCAUGGGAAGUUGGAAGAUGCUAUUGAUGUGAUUAUGAUUAAUGCUACCUGUCCAUCCACAGCCAUCAAUCCGGCGAGGAUUCUAUUUUCAUUUUAGAGCACUUGUCCUCCCUGUAAUUUGUCAACUAUAAAGCCUUCUGACCUGUUUACUAGGUCCUGAGCAACCAUUAUCUUACAAUCAUUUAAAUUACCGGCCUUCAUGGUGCCAUCAUCUUAGUCCAUUCAUCCAUUGUGGCGGGAUUAUUCUCAGGGAAAAAGUAUGGCUUCUUUAGCAACUGCUGAAAUUUGUGAUUCAAAUGCAGCAAUUCUGGCAAGUGGUGACUUGCGUGUUUUGCAACCAAUCUUCCAUGUCUAUGGUCAAUGUCGAUCAUUCUCUGGUCCCAUUGUCACUGUAAAGGUGUUUGAGGACAACGUUUUGGUUAGGGAGCUGAUAGAAAGCAGAGGUGAAGGAAAGGUUUUAGUUAUAGAUGGUGGAGGAAGCAUGAGGUGUGCUUUGGUCGGUGGAAAUCUAGCGCAAUUGGCACUUAACAACGGAUGGGCUGGUAUUGUAGUGAAUGGAUGCAUUAGAGACAUAGAUGAGAUUAAUGACUGUGGUAUAGGGGUGAGGGCCUUGGGAUCAAAUCCUAUUAAAUCGAACAAAAAAGGCCUUGGUGAAAGGCAUGUCCCUGUUUAUAUUGCUGGAGCGUUCGUUUGCGAUGGGGAGUGGUUGUAUGCUGAUAGUGAUGGCGCUCUUGUCUCCAAAGAGGAGUUGAGUAUCUAAACAAGCAUUUGAGACAGAUGAAAGAAAUUUCUUGGUUUUUUUUUUUUUUUUUGUGCCCAUUUGGGCAUUGGUUGUGUAUUUAGCCAAUUCAAGGGAUAUUGAUUCAUGUUUAAUAAAGUUUUUGGCUAGCAAAGGGCAAACAGGUUGAUGUGAAGUUAUGAUAAAGUUACACCAUUGUGUAGUCUGUUUUGUUCA
This is a messenger RNA of Mangifera indica (mango), 1228 nucleotides long. Its product is annotated as putative 4-hydroxy-4-methyl-2-oxoglutarate aldolase 3. The record is from RefSeq and is a predicted model, not a curated record. NCBI's taxonomy places the organism in Eukaryota, Viridiplantae, Streptophyta, Magnoliopsida, Sapindales, Anacardiaceae. Gene Ontology annotation, molecular function: ribonuclease inhibitor activity. The coding region runs from base 533 to 1033 and encodes 166 amino acids. Gene Ontology annotation, biological process: regulation of RNA metabolic process. The transcript is spliced from 3 exons.